This is a messenger RNA of Ilyonectria robusta, 3456 nucleotides long. Its product is annotated as ATPase, P type cation/copper-transporter. Gene Ontology annotation, molecular function: ATP hydrolysis activity; ATP binding; copper ion binding. NCBI's taxonomy places the organism in Eukaryota, Fungi, Ascomycota, Sordariomycetes, Hypocreales, Nectriaceae. Gene Ontology annotation, cellular component: membrane. The transcript has a single exon. Gene Ontology annotation, biological process: copper ion homeostasis; monoatomic cation transport. The record is from RefSeq and is a predicted model, not a curated record. Bases 1 to 3456 code for a protein of 1151 amino acids.
AUGUCGCCCGCAACCCAGCCAGGUUGCGGUCCUUCUGGGGCUCUGAUUACCUCUCUCCUCAUCUCCAACUUUCAUUGUCCUAGUUGUAUUCCGACCAUACGCAAAGCGCUGCAGAAGUCAUUUACCCGCCACAUUAGCUGGAUCUCGCCGAACCUUGUCACCUCAGUAGUCACUGUCGAGCAUGGCGCGGUCGCCUCCAGCACCGAUAUGAAAUCGGCGCUGGAAGAGUUCGGAUUCGAAGUGUCUGCCAUGGCCACCUCUCCUAGCACGCCUGCUGCAACGGGGCAGCAAGACCCUGGGGCGGCGGAAACCGCAGAAGAUGAAUCCUGGCACACCUUCAACUUGGUCGCGUGGAUUGCCUGCUCUACUGCCUCCGGCCAGUCUGCGGCCGACCGGGAGCAGCGGGCCAAGGUUCAUCUCCAGAGUUGCGAGAAGUGCCAGCUGUCGAAGCGGAACGGAGAGACGCCUGCGGUCGAGGUGGAUAUGUUAGCUGCACUACACCCCUCGACCUCGACGGCCCUGAACAGGACUAGCGAGGCCGAGAGAGCGGCAAAAGCCUCCUCGAAACACCUUGUCAUUGCGGGGACCACCGGAGAGGUGAUUCCAGAGGGCAGACGGAGAGCAACGCUCGCAGUCCGCGGCAUGACAUGCGCCGUCUGCGUCAAUGCCAUCACGGACGAGUUGGGCCGGCUGGAGGGGGUUGUGGACGCAGUGGUGAGCCUUGUGUCGAAUAGCGCGACGGUCACGUUCGACGGCGGCAACGCUCGGGUGCCGCAGAUUGUCGAGGCUAUUGAAGACUUGGGCUACGAGGCGACCGUGGAUAACGUCACCAACCUUGACGAAGAGGGAAUCGUCGCCACCGAGGAGCGCAUCGUCGAUAUCAAGCUAGACGGCAUCUACUGUCCUCAAUGUCCGUCCCGCGUGGCCCGCAGCCUAGCUGGAUUCCGGCGGCAGCUUGCCAUUGUCGGUAUGCCCACCUCGGUACAGAAUCCUGUCAUGCAGGUGCGCUACCUGCCCGAUGCGCCGGGCUUCACGGUACGGCGCAUCAUCGAGGCCAUCGAGGCAAGCGACGAAGCCAUCAGAGCGUCCGUGUAUCAUGCGCCAACCAUCGAGGAGCGCUCGCGGCAGAUCAGGCGCCGCUACCAGCGGCAGCUGCUGUACCGUGUGACCUUGACCGCCAUUAUCUGCAUCCCGACCUUCGUGAUCGGCAUCGUGUACAUGAACCUCCUGUCGGACUCCAACGCCGGGAAGAGCUACCUGAUGGCGCCGCUGGCGUCGGGCAUUAGCCGGGGGCAGUUCGCGCUCUUGGCCCUGGCGACGCCCGUGUACUUUUGCGCCGCAGACGCAUUCCAUGCCAAGGCCAUCAAGGAGAUCCGCGCUCUAUGGCGGCGCGGAAGCCGCACACCGGUGCUUCAGCGCUUCUACCGCUUCGGUAGCAUGAAUACGCUUAUGUCGCUGGGAACUACCAUCGCGUACGUAGCCUCCGUUGCCCAGUUGAUCGCGGCUGGUGUGAAUCACACGACUGAGCUCAGCAACGCGGAUCUCUACUUCGACUCGGUCGUCUUCCUUACCUUCUUCAUCCUGCUGGGGCGCGUGAUCGAAUCCCUUAGUAAGGCAAGGGCUGGUGAUGCUGUUGAGAUGCUGGGCAAGCUCCGCCCGACGACGGCGAUGCUCGUUGAGCGGCUGAAUGACGGCGAGGAAGGGGAGGAGAAGGUCUCCGUCGUCCAGGCUGACCUGCUCGACUUGGGCGACCUGGUCCGCGUGCCGCACGGCGGAUCCCCGCCCGGUGACGGCACCCUUGUCCGCGGCGACAGCACCUUUGACGAGUCCUCGCUCACUGGCGAGUCGCGACCGGUGCGCAAACAGGCCCACGACCUGGUCUUCUCCGGGACGGUCAACAAGGGUGCCCCUGUGCUCAUCCGCAUUACUGGGGUUGCUGGCCGUUCGAUGCUGGACCAGAUCGUGGAUGCUGUGCGAGAAGGACAGACGAAGCGCGCUCCCGUGGAGCAGAUUGCCGAUGUCAUGACGGCCUACUUUGUACCGGCUAUUACGCUGACAGCCAUCCUGACCUGGCUGACGUGGAUGUCGCUCGGCUGGGCCGGCCGUCUGCCUGUCGACUGGCUCGAUGUGACCUCUGGCGGCUGGGUGGCCUGGUCACUGCAGUUCGCCAUAGCCGUGUUUGUUGUCGCUUGCCCGUGCGGCCUGGCCCUCGCGGCUCCUACGGCGGUUUUUGUGGGCGGUGGCCUGGCCGCACGCCACGGCAUCCUCGCCAAAGGGGGCGGCGAGGCGUUCGAGAAGGCCAGCAAGGUCGAUACUGUCAUGUUCGACAAGACGGGUACGCUAACUCUCGGCGGCGAACCGAGCAUUACGGACGCGGAGUUCUACGUUGACGGCGACGAUGCUUGGAAGGCUACCCUGCUUGCGGCCGUCAAAGCCGUCGAGGAGAACAGCACCCAUCCCGUUGCUAAGGCUGUCGCCAUCUACAGUGCGUCGGAGGCUUCUAGCAGUGUGAUCAUUGGCAAUCUCAACGAGAUCCCUGGCAAAGGCAUGGCAGCAACCUGCUCGAGUUUAGCCGCUCCCGACGCCCAGUUCGAGAUUCUUGUCGGCAGCGAGGCUCUCCUGGCAGAUUUCAGCGUAGACAUUCCGCAGGCCGUCACCACAAUACUGGAGAGGUGGAAAACGGAGGCAAAAUCCAUUGCCCUGGUCGCCUACAAGAGAAUGUCCUCUCCGGGGACUGGAAGCCCUCCGAAUCACCCAACGCCGCACGUGCUCGCUGCCACCUUUGCCGUCUCCGACCCGAUCCGCCCCGAGGCGCCCGCCAUCGUGCGUGCGCUGCACGCGCGGGGCGUGGCCGUGUGGCUCCUGUCCGGAGACAACGUACUAACGGCGUCGGCCGUCGCGGCUCGCGUGGGCAUCCGUGCCGAUCGCGUCGUGGCCGGCAUGCUGCCGACGCAAAAGGCGGCGGCGCUGGAGCGGCUCCGCCGAGGAACCGAGGCAGGGAGUGGUUGGACCGGGGCGCCGCGCCGCGUCCCUGUCAUCGCCAUGGUGGGCGACGGAGUUAACGACGCGCCCGCGCUGACGGCUGCCGACGUGGGCGUGGCUAUGGAGUCCGGCGCCGACGUAGCGCUGGGCGCCGCCGACUUUGUGCUGCUGCUCGCGGACCUGCGCGGCGUGCUCAACCUCCUGGACCUCUCGCGCGCCAUCCUGGGACGCAUCAAGGUCAAUUUCGCCUGGGCCGUCGUGUAUAACGUCAUCGCCAUCCCCAUCGCCGCCGGAUGCUUGUACCCCAUUCCAAACAAUGGUCAACACGUGCGCCUCGACCCCGUCUGGGCCAGCCUGGCAAUGGCGCUUAGCAGCAUCUCGGUCGUGACUAGCUCACUGGCGCUGAGGAGCCCGAUCCCAGGGCUGGGCUUUCGAGUCAAGAAGAUUGCGGAUGAGAUUGCGGACAUGGCUUGA